Molecule: messenger RNA, 3781 nt
Organism: Pelodiscus sinensis (Chinese soft-shelled turtle)
Lineage: Eukaryota; Metazoa; Chordata; Testudines; Trionychidae
Source: RefSeq, a predicted model, not a curated record
GGAGAGGGAGAGGGAGAGGGCUCCCAACAGGGGGGAGUUUCAUUUGCAGGCAGGACUGGCUGCAUGCCUCUCUCUCUCUCUCACAGUCCUUUCCAAAGAGCUGCAGCUUCACUUUCAUCCAGGAACAAGCUUCUUUCCUUGUGACCCAGAUACAGAUUCAGAGAGUACUUUCAGCAAGGUGGUGCCGAUAGGAAAAGCCUGCCUUUUUCGCGGUUAUGGCGUGUCUCCAAUGAGCACAUCUCUUUUGGGAGUCUGCUACAGGAAAUAUUGGAUGCUCUAAAGAGGAAGAUUGUUAAAGGCUUUGUGUAAAAUGGCAGGGAAAAAAGUACUGAUAAUUUAUGCACAUCAAGAGCCCAAGUCUCUGAAUGGAUCCUUAAAGAAUCUUGCCAUGGAAGAAUUGAGCAAACAGGGCUGCAGCGUCACCGUGUCUGAUCUGUACGCAAUGCAAUUUGAACCAAGAGCAACGAGAAAUGACAUCACUGGUUUCCUCCACAACUCAGAGCACUUUAAUUAUGGAGUGGAAUCGUGGGAAGCUUACAAGAGAAGAUGCUUGGCCAGUGAUUUGACUGAGGAACAGAGGAAGGUUCAAGAGGCUGAAUUGUUGAUUUUUCAGUUUCCCUUGUAUUGGUUCAGCAUGCCUGCAAUCAUGAAGGGCUGGGUGGACAGAGUCUUGGUCCAAGGAUUUGCUUACAACUUCCCACAGUAUUACGAUAAUGGCUUGCUCAAGGAUAAACUAGCCCUUCUUUCAUUUACCACUGGAGGAGAUGAAGAGAUGUUUUCAAAGGGAGGGGUCAGUGGUGACAUUCGCUAUCUCUUGUGGCCCAUGCAGAUCCAGGAGGAUUAUAUUUUUGUAAACCCUAAACUCUUGGAGGCUACAAACAUGUCACUGGAAGAUAUUCAUAUGAACACACAGGACUUGCUGCAAAAGGAAGAACUAGAUGCUGGAGGAUUUGGAAUGGUUUCUUUAUGUUAUCACAAGAAAUAUGGGCUUGUGGUAUUAAAAACAGUGUACACGGGACCCCAGCGCAUGGAAUAUAAUGCUUCCCUUCUUGAAGAAGGCAGGAUUAUGCGCAAACUAAGUCACGAUCGUGUGGUGAAAUUACUAGGCAUCAUUCUGGAAGAUGGGAACUACUCUCUGGUGAUGGAGUAUGUGCACAAGGGAAACUUGAUGAAAGUACUAAAAACAUCCACUAUUCCCUUGUCCGUGAAAGGGCGGUUUAUCCUAGAGAUCAUUGAAGGAAUGCUUUAUUUAAACGAGCAGGGAUUGGUACACAAAGACCUGAAGCCAGAAAACAUCCUGGUAGAUGAUGACUUUCACAUUAAGAUUGCAGAUCUGGGAGUUGCCUGCUUUAAAAGCUGGAGUAGACUGACCAAAGAAGAGACCAGUCGGCAGAGGAAAAUCAAAAGCGCUUCCAAGAGCACAUCCAGGGGCACUGCUGGCACUCUUUUCUAUAUGGCCCCGGAGCACUUACUCUCCGUUAACACAAAACCCGUGGAGAAGUCAGAUGUUUACAGUUUUGGCAUAGUUCUCUGGGCAAUUUUUGCCAACAAAGAGCCAUAUGAAAAUGCUAUAAAUGAAACACACAUUUGUUUUGGCAUCAUGAAUGGGGACAGGCCGAAUACAGAAGAAAUUAAAAACACAUGUCCAAAGGAAAUUAUCGACCUAAUGCAGCAGUGUUGGCAGCAAGAGCCAAAGAAUCGGCCAACUUUUGCAGAAAUUAGUCAGACAUACAAGCCAUUUUACCAUGAGCAAAUGGAAAAAAUUGUUGAAGAUGAUGUGAGAAAGAUAAAAAAAGUGUACCCUGGGCCAUCUGAACUUGUGAAAAGGAUGCAGUCUCUUCAGAUAGACUCUGUCGCAGAACCUCCAAAUGAUGAACAUGCACAAACAGAUCAGCCCAAUUCCCUACAUAGCUCACCGAGUCUCAUGACUGGCAAUGUGGAUGAAGCCUUGUUUGCUCCUUAUCCGGAGAACCAGCCUGUUGAGAGCUGUGAGAUCGCCUUUGAGGCCUCUCUGAACCUAGAAAGAAAACUACAGGAUGAAUUAAAUUAUCAUAAUUAUGGCAGCCGGGGGGAUAAUUCAGAAAGCCAGCCUCUGGUAUACAGUGCUGAAAAGACAGAGGAGGAAAGAAGACGAAGGGUGUCCUUUGAUCCAUUUGCAAAGCCAUUUGCUGCUCCACAGACGAAUGAAUCAUAUCUGAAAGCUGCAAAUACAGGCUCAAAAGCCAGUCCCUAUAGUAACAUGACCAAUUACAAGCAUUUACAACAACCGCCACUACCAACACCAACACCAUCCAGUGCAGCAACUCCAAUAUGGGAACAACAACCAUACAAUCCAAAUGUGUUUGUGGCAAGGUCUGCAGAUCUGAUAACAGGAUGUACAGAGGAUCUGUAUGGAUCAAGUUCAGCCAAUACAUUUAGUCUGAAUAAACCUCCUGUGCCUGAAUCUGGCCUACACCAGCAGCCAGAAGCAUUCACAUCUUGGUUUCCAAAGAGCCUAAAUACAGAGCCAGGCAAAAUGGAAUCCAAUCCUUUUAAGAAGGGGAAUUUUGCAUACAGUUCUACUAUACCUGUACAUCACAGAAUAAACACAGAUGAGAAUACAAAAUUCACCAUAUAUAACAGUAGCGGAAUUCAAAUUGGAGCCCACAACCACAUGGAAAUUGAAAAACAGAAUUUAUACAUAAGCAGUGUUCCGGUCGACACGCAAAACUCUUAUGAAUAUUAUGACAGCACGGGUAUAUUUGAUAGCACCUCUAUCCUCUCUGAAAGUAAUCUGAAUUUAGUGAGAGAAAAUUUGGCUAAACAGUGGAAACAUUGUGCUCGUAAACUGGGAUUCACUGAACCACAGAUUGAUGAAAUUGACCAUGACUACGAAAGAGAUGGACUCAAAGAAAAAGUUUACCAAAUGCUGCAGAAAUGGGUUAUGAGUGAAGGUUACAAAGGGCCUACCGUAGGAAAGCUGGCCAAAGCCCUCCAUGGCUGUAAGAGAAUAGAUCUCCUUAACGAUUUGAUAAAAAUGAACCAGGAGUAGAGGGUAUGGAAACUAGGUGGAAAUGACUGAGAUUUUUAUUUGAAGAUCCUCUUACUAAGAACACAAAAUAGUUUUGUAGACAUGCUGCAUGAAAGACACAUGUCUAGAACAUGCACAUAUUUCUGUCAAGAAGUAUAUACAGAUAUCCUGUAGCUCAAAAUAUUAAAUUUUUGAAAAGACAUAACCAUGUUGAAAAUCCUCUCUUCAGAGAAGGAGAAAAAGCACUUCCUUUUACAAUAAAGAUAAUAGUUUUAUCUAAUAAACUUUGUGCAAGGACAAAAAAGCAAACAAAAUCUGAAUUGUGUAUGUCGUGAGAAGUAACAUGGAAGGGACGGCACUGUCAAUUGGAAGGGGGAAGAAUUUGGAUCUAAAGAACCUUCGAAGUACUACCUCAAAGCAUACCACUAGCUGUGUUUAAAGUGACUUAAUUACUGCCUAAAAGAAGUAUGGCAGCUAUGUAAAUCUCAUAUCGGUGAACAUGUAUCAUGAAUUUUCUCACACCGCAUUUAAGGUUUGGACUGAAAACAAAACCAAACUCAGCUCUUCUAAGCACAGCCAAUAUCCCCAGGAGAUCAUCAUAGCUCACAGUGCCUUAUUUUAUUAAAUGUUCUUUUUAUAACUUUAAAAAAAAUAAAUUAUAUAAUGAAAAUACAGAAGUUUAAAAAUAAUACAAAGUACUGGUGUAAGAGAAAUAGUGAUUAUCAGGUAUGGAAAAACUGUAAAUUGACAUUAAAAGAAUUGACUUCUUUA